Messenger RNA from Ilex paraguariensis (yerba mate), 447 nucleotides. The record is from the annotation of a GenBank genome assembly. Lineage: Eukaryota; Viridiplantae; Streptophyta; Magnoliopsida; Aquifoliales; Aquifoliaceae.
AUGGAUGUCUUCAAUAUUAUUGAUCAAGAUGGGAAGAAGAUCACAGAUGAAGGGGUUCGGGAUAAUAUUGAAGAGUCUCUUAGGCAAGACUCAUGCUUUGCUUCCUCCAUGAGAAGAUCUAUUGGGGUUAAAUCGACAAUGGACUACACAGCAAUUGAGUUAAUAGGAAGUGACAGGCCUGGACUACUCUCUGAGAGCAAUGUGGUGAAUGCUGAGGUAUGGACCCUUAACACCCGGGCUGCAGCUGUGACGCGAGUUACUGAUGAGGAAAUUGGGGCUGCAAUCACUGACCCUGGGAGGUUAUCCAUAGUAAAUCAACUUCUAUGCAAUGUACUUAAGGGCAGCCGUAAAUCCCGAGAGGCUAAGGCUGUGGUCUCUGAUGAGGUCACCCACACUGAGAGAAGGCUUCAUCAGAUGAUGUUUGCUGAUCAAGAGUCAAGACUAUGA